Drosophila willistoni is the source of this 1873-nucleotide messenger RNA. Its product is annotated as beta-1,3-galactosyltransferase brn. Lineage: Eukaryota; Metazoa; Arthropoda; Insecta; Diptera; Drosophilidae. The transcript has 2 exons. Gene Ontology annotation, cellular component: membrane. Gene Ontology annotation, molecular function: hexosyltransferase activity. The record is from RefSeq and is a predicted model, not a curated record. Bases 191 to 1375 code for a protein of 394 amino acids.
GCGUUAUCGUUAUCGACUCAUAAGUUUUCCACAAAUCGCUAUUUUAUUGUUUAUUGUUAAGGAUCGUAAUUAAUUAAUUAAUUAAUGGGUGUCUGUGGUUGCUGUCGUUGCAGUGCUUAGCAACAUACCCAAUCUAUAUGCAGCUCCUGCACUAUAGCUCACACCCAAUCCACAAAUAGAAUGUGAGAAGAUGCGCAUGCGCGGCCGCAGAUUGCUUCCAAUUGUAUUAUCACUGCUGAUCAUAAUUCUAUUGUGCAUCAGCUAUUUCUCGAAUCAUUUGCAUGAGAGUUCAUCGUCUUCCUCAUCCUCCGAAGAGAGUGAUGAGUUUCUGGUCCAUCUACCAGAUGGUGAGAGCGAGGCGACAACAGUUGCAAAUGGACCACAGGCAGGUCCUUUGCUGAAUCUCACCGACUUUGCCUAUCUCCUGCCAAGUAAUGUGUGUCGCAGUGCUGACAAAGAGCUCUUGGCUGUUUUGAUUGUCACCUCCUAUGGGGGCCACGAUUCACUGCGUGCCGCCCACCGUCAGGCUAUUCCGCAAAGCAAAUUGGCUGAAAUGGGUCUGCAACGGAUCUUUCUACUGGCCGCUCUGCCGAAACGGGAGCGUUUCCUAACUCAGGCUCAGCUUGUUAGUGAGCAGACACGUUUUGGCGAUUUGUUGCAGGGUAACUUUAUUGAGGAUUAUCGCAAUCUCAGCUACAAGCAUGUGAUGGGUCUUCGGUGGGCCGCCACCGAAUGCGAGCGUCGAGCCAAGUUUAUUAUCAAACUGGACGAUGAUAUUAUUUAUGAUGUCUUUCAUCUACGACGGUAUCUGGAGUCUCUGGAGGUUAGCCAACCUACGUUGGCCACGUCGAAUACUCUUCUGGCCGGUUAUGUGCUGGACGCCAAGCCACCCAUACGCCUUCGAGCCAACAAGUGGUUUGUGACGCGCCAAGAGUAUCCGCAUGCCCUCUAUCCGGCCUAUCUAUCCGGUUGGCUGUAUAUCACCAAUGUGCCAACAGCCGCCCGACUUGUGGCCGAAGCCGAACGGUUGCCUAUAUUUUGGAUUGAUGACACCUGGUUGACAGGCGUGGUGCGACAACAAUUGGGCAUACCACUUAAACGGCACAACGAUUGGUUCUCACCGAAUUCAGAGAACUUGGACUGCUGUGUCCGGGAUCUGAAGAUGCAUAACUUUGAGUGUGAAUAUUCAGUGGGUCCUAAUGGUGCGGAUGCUAAAUUGCUUAUAGAAUUUCUACAUAAUGUGGAGAAAUGUUAUUUUGAUGAGUGCAUUAAACGGCCACCUGGUAAAUCCCUCAAACAGACUUGCGUGGCGGCUGUAAAGCAUCCAGUGCCGGAACACGGGGUCGCUCAAGUGAAAGCCCUUAAACUAAGAUGACCAAUGGACAAUGUUGGUUGACCAACAUACAAAAACUAAGCUCACCAAUUAGCUUACGAUUUUAUAGGUUUAAGUCGAAAAAAGUGUGCAACAAGUAAUUAGUUAUAGGAAACUUUGUUAUAGUGUCUAUCUAUCUAUAUACAUACAUACAUGUAUAUACAUAUUUGGAUGUGCAAGCUAGAAAGACACGAAACCAUAGAUUUUCCCAUGGUAGCAUCUUGUAUUGCUCCUUGAAGCAAUCCAUAAUCCUUAAGGAUCUUUGCUUCUGUAUGCCACAUAACAAUUGCUAGAGUCUAACUAAUAAACAAUUCCGUCCAAUUAAUGAGAUUUAAUUUAGUUAAUUAAAACCUAAGCCCAAUAAUGUGUAAUUAAUACAAUGACAUUCUCAUUUUUCUACAAUGUAUUGCUUUAAUAUAUUCAUUGUACGCCUAGUAUGGGAAUGUAUGCUUUUCCCUGACAGGAUAUUUAUUAAUAAAAAUAUGUAUAUUGCCGAAAGAA